Messenger RNA from Pelodiscus sinensis (Chinese soft-shelled turtle), 351 nucleotides. Lineage: Eukaryota; Metazoa; Chordata; Testudines; Trionychidae. The record is from RefSeq and is a predicted model, not a curated record.
AUGAAGAAAUACAACGACUCAGUUGUCCGGCAGGCCAUUGACGACCUGCAGAAGGAACUCCUGUUUGCUCUGAAUAACUCCCCAGACUGGUUCGCCAUCCCCCCGUUCAAGGCCAACAACAGCGUCCCCAGUUCCUGCUGCUGGGCGAACGCUACCUCCCUCGACACCUGCGGCCGUAAUCCGCCUCAGUCCAUCAACACCGGGGGCUGUGUGAAGAGCAUCGAGGCCUGGCUGAGGAAACACAUUGUGAUCGUGGCGGCCGUGGCGCUGGGCAUCGCCUUCUUUGAGGUACCGAGCGCUGCAGAAGGCAGCCUGGGGGGGCUGCGGGCGGGGUAAUCCCCUGCCCGAGAC